CAUUGCUUUUUUCUUUGAGGCGCGCACUGCAGUGACAGAGAAACAUAGACGGAGCGUAGGGGAAAGACUGGUGUGUUCUCAUUCUGGUUCGAUUCUAACGUAAUAAAGAGGAUAGAUAAAUCGCACCCUUGACAUAUCCAAGACCAGUUGAUGUCGGAUGACGCGCAAAUAUGACAGAUAUGGUCCGCAUGGAUUUGUGCUGAACACAAAACUAUAGACAUCCCACCAAACCCGAGAAGGAAACCUUUCUACAUACUGGGCUAAGAGAGGAGAGAGGAGAGGAGAGGAGAGAGAGUAGAAGAGAGGAGAUAUCACCAGACACUACACACUGGGUGUGAGGAGAGGAAGCGCUUUCUCAGCUUGGAGCUCUCCGUUCAGAAUCAAGACAUAUUCAGCGUCGCCUUUUAGUAAAUGCCGCCAGUACCACUGUCCUGUGGUUCCACACCUGUAUAGGAUCUUUUAGUGAAGUGCAUUAUGAUGUUGGAGUGCAUGUUUUUUGGAAAAUUGGUUCACGUGUUCGUGGGAGCAUCUUCUUUUGCACUGAAUUUUUUAUUUUCCUAAUCGCUGUCAUAUUAUAUUCGACAAAGCGAUUUACCUGAGCUAUGCGUAAUUGGAGACACAUUUUAGAACUGCACGACCAAGACUGACAGCGUGCUUAAUAUUUUCAGUUCUGUGCAACCUCUCAUUAUCCGGUUUACCCAUAGCGCGCAUGUUUCCCCCGGGUCGGUGCGCGUUGCCUCGCCAGAGCUUUAGGAUGUAACACCCGACCCUCGCUCGCGACAUGCCCGAGCGACGCGAUGGUCCAAGGCGACGAGAAAGACCGAGUUGUGAUUAACGUCGGGGGGAUCCGGCACCAGACCUAUCGCAGCACCUUGCGCACUCUGCCGGGGACACGCUUGGCCUGGCUCGCCGAACCCGACGCCCACAGUCACUUCGACUACGACGCUCAUGGAGACGAGUUUUUCUUCGACCGACACCCGGGCGUCUUCGCGCACAUCCUUAACUACUACCGUACCGGAAAGCUGCAUUGCCCGGCGGACGUAUGCGGCCCGCUUUAUGAGGAGGAGCUCGCCUUCUGGGGCAUCGACGAGACGGACGUGGAGCCGUGCUGCUGGAUGACCUACCGACAACACCGCGAAGCCGAGGAAGCCCUAGACAGUUUCGGCGGCGGGCCCGUCGACCUGGGCAGCGACGAGGUGGAUGGAGACGGUCUGGGUGAAUCCGGGGACGGUGACGACGAGUUGGAAAUGACCAAGAGGCUCGCGCUCGGGGACACGACCGAUGCCAAAACGGCUGGACUGUGGCAACGAUGGCAACGUCGCGUCUGGGCGCUCUUCGAGGAUCCCUACUCUUCUAAAUAUGCAAGGUGGGUGGCGUUUGCCUCUCUGUUCUUCAUCCUGGUUUCUAUAACCACAUUCUGCCUGGAGACACACGAGGCCUUCAACCCCAUCAUCAACCGCACAGAUGUUGACCCACAUGACAACAACAUCACGCGGGUCUACCAGGAGACUGAGACUGAGGUCUAUCUUACUUACAUAGAGGGCGUGUGCGUGGUAUGGUUUACCUUCGAAUUCCUCAUGCGCAUCACCUUCUGUCCCGACAAAAAAAAGUUCAUCAAGAACGCUCUCAACAUUAUAGAUUUUGUGGCCAUCCUGCCUUUCUACUUAGAGGUGGGUCUGAGCGGCCUGUCCUCCAAAGAGGCUAAAGAUGUGCUCGGGUUUUUGCGUGUAGUCCGAUUUGUGCGCAUCCUGCGAAUCUUUAAACUGACACGCCACUUUGUUGGCCUACGUGUGCUUGGGCAUACACUCCGUGCUAGCACAAAUGAGUUCCUCCUUCUCAUCAUCUUCCUUGCCCUUGGAGUGCUCAUCUUUGCCACUAUGAUAUACUACGCUGAGCGCAUUGGGGCCCAGCCUAAUGACCCCCGCGCCAGCGAGCAUACACACUUCAAGAACAUCCCCAUUGGGUUUUGGUGGGCCGUGGUCACUAUGACUACUCUGGGUUAUGGAGACAUGUACCCACAGACGUGGUCGGGCAUGCUGGUGGGUGCGUUGUGUGCUCUGGCUGGCGUGCUCACCAUUGCCAUGCCUGUCCCGGUCAUUGUCAAUAACUUUGGGAUGUACUACUCGCUGGCUAUGGCAAAACAAAAACUACCAAAGAAAAAGAACAAGCACAUCCCACGUGCCCCACAUCUGGGCUCUCCAAAUUUCUGUAAGUCAGGCACGAACUCUCCCCACCACAGCACACAGAGUGACACAUGCCCGCUGGCUGCCCAGGACGAGGUUUUAGAAAUGAACCGAGCAGCUUGCCUCCUCAAUGCAACAUUUCUCACUUUCCAGACAAGCAAGCAACUUCUGCAUAUCAACCUCCAGAGGCAUUAAAAAACCCAUUCAGCAUUUUUUCCUAUUCUGUUGCACAUAAAUACACACACAGUGCCAUUAAAAGUCUCACUCUACACCACACACUUUUCUAACACUGGAUGCUUUCCUACUAUGGAACAUAUCAAGGUGAACUGCAUUUUUAUAGAAGGAAAAAAAAAAAUCCAUAGCAUGCUCAUUCAGCUAUAAUGAAAUAUACCAAUCUAACUCUUAGGUCCUUAAUGUGUGUGUAUUGACAUAGGCCUAUACAUAUUUAUGUAGAUCAUAUAAUGCAGUCAAUAAGAAUAUUAAGUGAUGUUGAUGUGUAGCUUGUAGUUGCACAUAGACUGAUAAAGCUAUAUAUAACUAGAUAUAGAACUUUAUAUAUACAGAUAUACAGUAUGUUAUGUAGCAAUCUCUUAAGGCACAUACAGUAUGUUACAUUUUGUAAUGAACUAAUAGAGGAUUAUGUGUGGCAUUUUAUAUCAGGAACAAGACUUCAGUGUUAUUUUAAUCGUAAUUUUGAUGUAUUUGUAGUCAAAACCCCAUUUGUAGCAUACAAAAUGUUUUAUCAUUACAAACGGGAAUUUUAAUGACUUUCCUGAAUACCUAAAAGAACUUGUUAAAUUUGUUACAUCCAAACUCACAUAUUAUUGGCACGCCAAGGCAGAUAUAUAAAAUCUGCCAUCAUAUAAUGUACAUUCAACAAUGCCAUAGACAAAAUUUUUUGGAUGAGACAAACAUGAAACAAAAAUGUAGUUCCAUACCUAAAAAAAGGUAUGGAUUAGUGUAAACAUAAAUGUACAUAUCUUCUCUGUACAGGGAACAUGUUGAAACAAACUCAACAUAGUACACAUUUAAUACCAAACGUAUCAACCGACUACCUGUAUAAUUCACACAGACUGUUUAUUUAUAUAUUUUUAUUUAAUUGUUCUGCUUUAUUCCACAAAGUGUUAACACCAGGCCGUCACACUAACACUACUACUCCUCUAGUGAAAAAGAUACUUAUGAGCAUGAAAAUUCUGCCCCCUGACAUUAGUAAGUAGCCUGAAAUGAGUGUAAGAGCAGAUAAGUGCUUUCACUGGAAGUACUUAGAGACUGUCCACUUUCAUAAGAGAGCUGAAGAUAGUAAGAGAAAGAAAGAGUUGUUUCAUUAGUGUGUAAUUGAGAGUAGCUCUUCUUGUAUGUAUUCAGGAAGAGAUUAUAUAUAAUGCUCCAUACGUACACAUACAGUAUACUGUAGAUCGAUGUAAUUUGCAAACAUGCACACACAAUGGUACAUCUGUGAUCAACCAUGGUAUCUCUCUUAGAUAGAUAACGAUCUGUAAAUACACAAAAUAACACACAAUAGCAUACGCUCUUGUUCUUUUAUACUGCAGUGUACACAGCUGCAUGUACACGCUCAAGUAACUUACUUUACAUUUAAAUUUACAUGGAGAAAAAUGCUAAUUAAUGCUAGUUAUGUAUGAAAACAGUGUAAGUUAAUACAAAAUACAUAUACAGUAUGAUAUGUUUGCUAAGGAGAUUAGUUUAACUGGAUGGGUUUUACAUACCUUUUUAAUUACAUUUGUUUUAGAUAUGUUAGCAUUAUACCUGUGUUAAGAUUUGUAAGUGAAUAGAGUGGAGCAUUUUAAAUAAAACCCUACAUGCUACCACAGUGAUAUUUCACUUAUUAGUACUAUAAAUGGUGAAGGUUAUUUUCACAUUCGUAGUCUCACCCACGUAGGUGUAAAAAAGUGCAUUUGAAACUAUUUCGAACCACUGCACGGACUUACAUUUUGUCUGUCAGUCAGUGAACAUCUUUGCAGGUAAUUAAAGCUUGCCGGUGAUUAUUUAUAAAUGACCACAUAUUAUAGAGUACAAUUACUGGCAAGGAACAUGUAGCAGUGUUGAUUUCUAAUAUUUUGAAAUGAUAGGGUUUUAGGUUUUUGGAAAAUAAGGCAUUUUGGAAGACUGUUGUAUUCUUAUAGCUGUGAUUAAGGGGACCUGUGACAGGUGCUGUACUCAAUGAAUAAGGAUGCCACUAUUAGAAAGGGUGCAGGGAUAGCAAUGAGUCAUAACUGUGUGUGUGUGUGUGUGUGUGUGUGUGUGUGUGUGUGUGUGUGUGUGUGUGUGUGUGUGUGUGUGUGUGUGUGUGUGUCAGAAAGAGAGAGAGAGGGAGAGAGAGAGAAUCACAGUACAGCAGCAUAAAAAUUAUCCUGUAUUGUUUAUCUGUUUAUUAUAACCACCCUUUCCAUCAAAUCGUACCAUAUAAAUGCUUUGAACUUCAGUAAUUUUUCCAGAAUGAAUAUAAUUAAUGUAUUUCUAAAACUGCUGACUCAGAUUUUCUAUUCAGAAAUAGUUUUCACUGUUUUCCACUCACACUCCUUUUUCAUUUGAUGUCUUGUUUAUUGCCUUCCACCACCACUGUUUUUUUUAAUAUGGCACUGGAGCAUGUUACCAUGGCGACAGUGUCUGAGCAACCACAAAAUAGGAAUCGGGCUCUGCAUCACGCCGCAGUCAUUCAGCUCAACUUGAACAACUCCUGCAAAACACACAGACACACAGACACACAGACACACACACACACACACACACACACACACACACACACACACACACACACACACACACACACACACACACACACACAUCAAAACAAAUGUAUGCUUUUAUAGGAAUUUAGUCUUUCUUAGGCUUCUUUAGAUUCAGAUAUGAAAAAUCUUACAAAAAUAUGUUCAGUUCAGUCAGUUCAGUGAACUGUUAAUGAAAUACACUAGUUAUUUGCUUUUGCUGUUUCACUGGUUGCUUUUUCUAGCAUUGGCGUUGCAUUCAGUGUGUAGACACAUAAGGCAUACACGCCUGGUUAAUCAGUUCGAGCUGCUUGACUCUGGGCAUAAUACCAUGAGAAAUAGCAAAGAUGGACAGAUGGCAUUUGUAAGACUGGCACCAAACAGGAAAACACACAGCAGAUGCAAAGCCAGCAUGGACUUGCAUUGCAUGAACAUACAUUCAUUUUUUCCCCCAAGGUUGAUAUACAAGUACAGGCUUAAACACAUGCACAAACAGGAACCCUGCUGGUAAAUAGCUCACCUUUCUGCUACAAGCACUCCCAAGCAGUGCACAAACACACACACACACACACACAAACUCAGAUUGAUGGAGACAGUGCUCUCUUUCCCAUAGUUAGUCUCCUACAGUACAGUACAUCUGUAACACACCCCUGUACUGUUCAAAUUCAUUGACAUACUAGAUAGAACACUAAUUAUUCACAUUCACUAGAAUGCUUUCUUUUUGUUUUAAUCCAAGGCUUUUUUCAAAGCGUGACCAUUCCAAUUGAUAAAAUUGAUUUCCAAUUGAUAUUCCUCUAUUUCAUUCACGGAGGGGUUUAUUUACAAAUGUGAAAACUGUAGAUGCUUUUGAAAUUGAAUUUGUAACUUUUAUUUAACUGGAAAUCUGUGAAAUGUCUUUUUAGACUGGCAGAUGUAUUUUCUUGACAUAAAAAAACUAUGGUGAACGUGUGGCAUCCACAAGUUGCAUUCAUGUCAUAUUGGUUAACAGCUAAAACUAGCUGAUUAAUCAGAGCUCUGAUCCAACAAUUAACAAAUAGUAAAUGCUCUAGAUAUUUAUGUGUCUAAGGCUUAAUUAAAGAUGAUUUAGAGUUUUUUGUUGUAAGUGUACCGCUGUGUGCCAUCUCAGAGCAGAAAUAGUGGCGAAGAAGUAGGACAGUCCCAUCAGAGCCCCAGAACGGCUGCUCUAUGCCUUGGCCUUGCUUUAGUUACCCUGCUUUUAUAUGUAAAUAACACAGUCUUGGUGUGCAGUGGGAUUACAAGCUCUGGAUCUUCAUAUGUUUAUUCAUAAAAUACAGGGAUGGCUAGUAUAAAUAGGCUAAGAGGAAUGCGCCUUUUUUAAUAGGAAAAAAAAAUUAGACCCAAUUUUGUCAUUCAGAUCAUCUUAUUUGCUACUGGUUUAAAGUGAUUCAUUUUACUUUUGAGGAACCAAAUACAACAAAGCAAAGCACCACCAGCGAUUAAGUAAAUAUGGUUAGCGGCUUGGGCUGAUUUCUUUAUAACCCAGAGUGUUGACCCACAGUGCUGUCAAAUGAUGACACUGUCCUUCCUAGUACUGUAUUUGCAUUGUGGAUAACUAUUUUAAAGUAACGUUUUCUUACAGAUCCAUAAUCAGUAAUCCGUGAGACGACAAAGUACAUUUUAAGCUACAAAAAUGUAAACUUGACAGAACCAUAAGUUAUGCACAGUAUUUUAACUGAAAGAGCAGGCCAUUGGGAAACAUUUCUGACAUCACAUGAUUACAAAACUGACUCACAAAAUGUCAUGAAUCACAAAUGGACCUGCCGUCUGUCUAUGGCAAUUCAAAUCGAGAAGUUUUAUUUGUCAUUUCAGCCAUAUAAAGCUGAUGCAAAAUGAUCCUCAAUUGUUUAUAUUUAAUGUUGCAUUAGAUGUUAUCUUUAAACAGUAGCUUUCAUCUAAGGAGAUGAUGUGGCCUCUACAACACACACACACACACACACACACACACACACACACACACACACACACACACACACACACACACACACACACACACACAAAUCAAAACAAAUGUAUGCAUUUAUAGGAGUUAAUUCUUUCUUAAGUUUCUUUAGGUUCAGAUAUGAACUAACUUUUUUGCUGCAGAUAAAAUGUUUCAUGAGAAAAUCAAACAACAUUUCACAUAUACAUAUUUUUGUGUGUUACGUCAUGCUCAGUAUCAGCACAUUUUUUAAAUGUGUAUUUUAAGACUGAGGAAGGCACAGGAAGUGCAGAUAAGUGACAGAAACAAUAAAAGAGCGAGAGGAAUGCCUUAAUUGUGUGUGUGGAGCUAUUCUAAAGAUGACUCACAACCCACUCCCCCCUUUCCACCUCAUGCUUUCAUCCCGGGAGCUUUGCGUCACAUGCCAGCAUUUCCUUGGGGUGGUGUGUGUGUGUGUGUGUGUGUGUGCCCAGCUAUUUAUACACAUAUGUGCAGAGCUCUGUGUGUGUGUUAAUCUGUGUGUGAGUCAACACUGUUGAGGGAUCCUGAGAAAGUCAAAUAUGAAAAAUAU
This is a messenger RNA of Tachysurus fulvidraco (yellow catfish), 7416 nucleotides long. It is a transcript of the gene kcnc1a, whose product is annotated as potassium voltage-gated channel, Shaw-related subfamily, member 1a. Gene Ontology annotation, cellular component: voltage-gated potassium channel complex; dendrite membrane; neuronal cell body membrane. The coding region runs from base 798 to 2378 and encodes 526 amino acids. The record is from RefSeq and is a predicted model, not a curated record. Gene Ontology annotation, biological process: protein homooligomerization; potassium ion transmembrane transport. Lineage: Eukaryota; Metazoa; Chordata; Actinopteri; Siluriformes; Bagridae. Gene Ontology annotation, molecular function: delayed rectifier potassium channel activity; protein binding. The transcript has 3 exons.